UUGUCAGUCAAGGCUGAAACGCAGUCCUGUACGGAUCGACAUAGUGCAUGAGGCGCAGUUUACAGAGGGACAGAGGAAGACGCCUAACAGAUGUCGGCGUCCACUUUUCAGUGACUUUCCCAUCAGGGCACUUUGAAUCGCACGAUGACAUGCAGUCUUUAAAUCCGCGCUUUGGGCGUGAAGGACAGCUAUGAUGCUCCGAAGAGGAUGUAGUACUGAGCGCAUUUACUGACCAUGCGUUCAGACUGGAUACAGGAAGAAACAGGGUGUUUCGGCUUUUACAAUUAAGCUUGAAACAAACACGUUCACACCCUUUCCCCCGCAUAAGUACAGGGUGAAAUGUUUCCUAAACUGUGCUUUUAAGGAAAACAUUUUCCCAAUUUUCUUUUCUUCCACCCUGAAAACGGGAUGCGAGGGAACUUCUGAGGCACGUAGCCGGUAGGAUCGUGUCGACACCUGCCUAGAUGAUCGCACCUUGUACCGGGACUCUGGAAGGGCUCCUGUCCCGCUAGGACUUACGACUCAGCCACUUUAUCAAGAAAAAAAAAGACAAUUUCUUUAACAAUAUCGGGUUUUUGGUGUAGGAACCUGUACGGAUACUAUGUCACAAUGCUUCCACUACGAUUCAUUUUUCUCUUUGGAUUAUUGCACAUCGGAGCCAAUGGGUCCCGCCUGCGCCAGGAGGACUCCCCUCCCCGCAUCGUGGAGCACCCCUCCGACCUGAUCGUGUCCAAGGGUGAGCCGGCCACCCUCAACUGCAAGGCGGAGGGCCGGCCAGCGCCCACGGUGGAGUGGUACAAGGACGGCGAGCGUGUGGAGACGGACCGGGAGAACCCGCGCUCGCACCGCAUGCUGCUGCCCAGCGGCUCGCUCUUCUUCCUGCGCAUCGUGCACGGCCGCCGCAGCAAGCCCGACGAUGGCAGCUAUGUCUGCGUGGCCCGCAACUACCUGGGCGAGGCGGCCAGCCGCAACGCCUCGCUGGAGGUGGCCAUUCUUCGUGACGACUUCAGGCAGAACCCCUCGGACGUGGUGGUGGCGGUGGGGGAGACGGCCGUUUUGGAGUGCCAGCCCCCCCGGGGGCACCCAGAGCCCACCACGUACUGGAAGAAAGACAAGGUGCGCAUGGAGGAUAAGGACGACAGAGUCACGAUCCGUGGGGGGAAGGUGACGAUCACUAGUGCCAGGCGUAGCGACUCCGGAAUGUACACCUGCAUGGCCGUCAACAUGGUGGGCGAGCGGGAGAGCGAGGCAGCCCAGCUGUCCGUGUUCGAGAGACCCAGUUUCCUGCGGAGGCCCACCAAUCAGGUAGUGCUGGUGGAGGAGAGUGUAGAGCUGCGGUGCCAGGUGCAAGGCGACCCACUGCCCACAGUGCGCUGGAAGAAGGACGACACCGAGGUGCCACGCGGCAGGUACGAGAUGAAGCAGGAGCGUGACGAGCACGUGCUGCGCAUCCGGAAGGCUCUGGUGGCUGACCAGGGUCGCUUCACCUGCGUGGCUGAGAACCGUGUGGGGAAGGCGGAGACGGAAGCCACCAUCACUGUCAGGGCUCGCCCCGUGGCUGCACCGCAGUUUGUGGUCCGUCCGCGGGACCAAAUCGUGGCACUGGGGCACAUGGCCAUCUUCGCCUGCGAGACCAAGGGGAACCCCCAGCCCACUGUCUUCUGGCAAAAGGACGGGAGCCAGAAUCUUCUGUUUCCCAGCAUGCCCCAGCAGACAGACAGCCGCUUCUCUGUGUCCCCCAGUGGGGAGCUCACCAUCGCAGCUGUGCAACGCGCCGACGCCGGCUACUAUGUCUGCCAAGCCCUGACGGUGGCUGGCAGCAUCAUGGCCAAGGCACAGCUGGAGGUCACUGACGCAAUGACAGACAGGCCGCCGCCCAUCAUCCGGCAGGGCCCGGCCAAUCAGACGCUGGGUGUGGACGAGGUGGCACUGUUGCGGUGCCAGGCCUCGGGGGACCCUUCGCCCGCCAUCAGCUGGCUGAAGGAUGGCAUCAGCCUGCCCGGUCACGACCCUCGCCUGUCCCUGGUGGAGCUGGGCAGCCUACAGAUCCACAACACUAAGCUGUCGGACUCAGGGAUGUAUACCUGUGUGGCUGGCAGCUCUACUGGGGAGACCACCUGGAGCGCAUUCCUGGAAGUGAGAGAAUCUGGUGGGGCCACUCCUUCCGCUCCCUACGAUGCCAGCGAGCUCCCUGGGCCCCCGUCCAAGCCGCAGGUCACUGAUGUCACCAAGAGCAGCGUGUCGCUGUCGUGGCAACCUGGGCCAACGGGGGCGUCGCCCAUCUCGCUAUACAUCAUCGAAGCAUUUAGCCAGUCGGUGAGUAACAGCUGGCAGACGGUGGCGGAGCGUGUUAGGGCCACACAGCACACGGUGCGCGGCCUGCGGCCCAACACCAUAUACCUGUUCAUCGUGCGCGCUGCCAGCUCCCGGGGCCUGGGGGGCCCCAGCCCCGUGUCCCAGCCAGUCCGCACGCAGGACCCAAGCCCUCCCGCACAAGGUGUGGACCACCGGCAAGUGCAGAAGGAGCUGGGAGAGGUGGUCAUUCAUCUACAUGACCCCCAGGUCGUCAGCGCUACUGCCAUCCAGGUUACAUGGACGGUGGACCAGCAGACGCGUUUCAUUCAGGGCUACCGUGUCCUAUACCGCCAGGCCUCGGGCCUUCCGGCCCCCGGGCCCUGGCAGGGCCAGGAUGUGACCCCGCCCUCUGAGCGCAGUGUGGUGCUCUCCGGUCUCAGGAAGGGCGUGGUCUAUGAGAUCAAGGCCCGCCCCUACUUCAAUGACUUCCAGGGGGCCGACAGCGAGUCUAAGACGGGCCGCACUGCGGAGGAAGCCCCCAGCGCUCCUCCUCAGCAGGUGACCGUCGUCACCCUGGGGAGCCACAACAGCACUUCCAUCAGCAUCUCCUGGGACCCCCCACCCGCCGACCACCAGAACGGCAUCAUCCAGGAGUACAAGAUCUGGUGCCUGGCGAACGAGACGCGUUUCCACGUGAACAAGACCGUGGACGCCGCCAUCCGCUCAGUUGUGCUGGGGGGGCUGCAGCCAGGGGUGCAGUAUCGCGUGGAGGUGGCCGCUACCACCAGCGCGGGCGUGGGUGUGCGGAGCGAACCACGACCAGUCCUCAUAGGUAAAGACUCCAAAGAGGUGGUGUCGGGUGGGGAAGAGAAGAGCAGCCUCUCGGACGUGGUGAAGCAGCCAGCCUUCAUCGCUGGCAUCGGAGGUGCCUGCUGGAUUGUGCUCAUGGGCUUCAGCACCUGGCUUUACUGGCGGAGGAAGAAGAGGAAGGGCCUGAGUAACUACGCAGUUCAGUCCUUCACCUUCACCCGUGCAGUGACAUUCCAGCGAGGGGAGAGAGGCCUGAUGGGUGGUGGAAGCCGGCCUGGCCUGCUGAAAGCUGGCAGCCCUGCUUUUCCUUGGCUGGCGGACUCCUGGCCCACUUCCAGCCUGCCUGUGACCGGCGGCGCCGGGGGUCCCGGCGAUUCUGGCAACUAUGGCCGUGGGGACCUUCUGCCUGUUGGCCAGGGUGAGAAGACGAGCACCAUGCUGUCUGACGGCGCCAUCUACAGCAGCAUAGACUUCAGCAGCAAGCCGGCCUUUGGUAGCCAAGCCACACCCUACGCCACAGCACACAUCCUGCAAUCCAGCAGCUUCCACCAGCUGUCCGUGGAGGUGCCUGAUCCUCGCUGGAAGGCCCCUCCUCUGGCCCGGCCGGACACUUCCACCUUGGGCUAUGCACUGGGCGAUCCCCACUCCUGCAACAGCACACUCCUUUUCAUUCCCGACAACCGAUUGGCCGAUGGAUUGUGUAGUAGAAUCCCUCACAACCAAUCACAAGAUUUCAGCAGCAGCAGCUCCCACAACAGCUCAGAGCGCACCCUCUCAGGUGGGAAGGGGGGAAAGAAGAAGAGGACCAAGGGUGGGAACAAGACCCCGAAGAGUAAUGGGUCAUGCUGGGCUAACAUUCCCCUGCCCCCGCCGCCCAUGCAGCCCCUGCCCGGCACUGAGAUGGAGCACUACGCCCAGGGGCUCGAGGGGCCAGGGUACACGGGUGACAGCCUGCACCGGCCUCUUCCUCAGCAGGCGUACCUGCACCAGGGACCGGAAGAUGAGCUGGAGGAGGAGCGAGUCCCGACCCCACCUAUCAGGGGCGUGGCCUCCUCCCCGGCACCAGUGACGCUCAGUCCCUCCACCAGUGAGGAAAUGCACUCGGCGCUGCAGGCGCACUUGGAUGAGCUGACGCGCGCCUACCAGUUGGACGUGGCCCGGCAUGCAUGGCAGCUGCAGACCAGCCAAAACCCUCCUCACACUCCCGCUCCACCGGUUGGCUAUGUAUCCGGCGCCCUAGCUUCCGACCUGGAGAGCGACGUCCUGGAUGAGGACGAGGAGGAUGAGGACGAGGAAGAGGAGGAAGAGGAGGAUGAGGCAGAGCGCAAUGGCUAUGAGCUGUCCAGCCGACUCUGCGGCAUUGACCCUGGGCUCAGUGUGAACCACCUGGAUGGCUCCUUCACAAGUGAGUCAAUCACAGGGAAAGGUUUCGCACAUCACCCACAACCAGGCAGUCCUCCCCUUGUAGAUGGCACUAUGAUGGGAUCCCGCAGUCUUGGCCACCAGAGGGCGCCACAGUAUGCCCUGAAAAACAGAGCUGGGCGGCCAGAGUAUUGUGGAACCGAACCACACCGACGGGACAUGGGUGCAGGCGAUGAAAGUCUUCAUCCAUACUGCCCGCCUGGCUUCCUGGGUCCUGCCAGCUCUGUGAGCCGAGGACCCCGCCAACGCGCCGGCCCAGAUGCCUUAGGGGCGGGCCUCCAGGGAGCCAAUGAGGAGCUUCAGCACUUCCGGGAUCUCUAGUGGCACCACGGCAAAAACACCAACCAAAUCGUCACUGCCAGGACUUCUUGUCGCAAGAGGGAACUCUGGCAAUCAGCUUAUUGAUGGAACACUGACCGAAGACAUAAAGGAGGAAAUGAAUGACAAGAACUGGACAGCCCAGUAAAGGGAGGUGUAUGGCAACUGCACAUGCCAUGUAAAGACACACGGACACACCACUCACGACAUGAACUAAAUGUUCUUUUUCUGUCCUCCUUAUGGGAACUCCUGGUCCUAUUGGGAGAAGUCAAUCUGUAAACAAGGGAAUUCUGUAAACAAGGAAAACGAAGAGGGGGAAGACCUGCCAUUGUCCCUUGAGGACAGAAGAGAUUUUGUUUCUGUAAAUAUUUUUUAAUUUGUUGUUGCAUCGCUAUGCAAGCAAGUCUCCCUUUUUUAACACGCGAAUUUUGUUUCUGAAUGGUUAUUUGUACUGUGUAACCUGUUGAUGGGCCGUGGUGAAACACUCCUGUACUUUAUGUUCCUGUUCUUAAUUUAAUUAUGGAAAAUUUAUUAUUAUCAUAAUUAUUAUGAACAACACGAUGGAUCAAUGUCGUUAUUUUGCACGAUUGUUUUUUGGUGAUAAGCACAAACAGCCCGUGGACACGAGGAAGCUGAGGGCCAUUUGAAGAGGAAGAGUAAGACUGAGAGAUGCAUGCAGAGGACCUCCAUGAGGUAAAAAAUUAUGGCAGGAAUUGACCUCCAGGGGGGCAGAAGGAGGAGGUGCUGGUGACUCCCAUCAUCUAGAUGUGGGGAAGAAAUGCCCACAGUGAUUGUUUUGGUUGUGGUGGGAGGGGCGAUAUUUUUUUCACAGCUGCUUAUUUUACAGACGCCUGAACGAGAGAUUUAAUCUGUACUUAAAAGAAAUAUGUUGGUGAACAGGGGUGAUUCUAGGAUUUUUUAAGGGGGGGGCAUAAUUCAUAUAGUGGGGACAACCUUAUCAUUAGCCAAUAACAUGGUUUGAAUUGAUGAGUGACAGAGGAGGCUGCAUUCCGGGGGCCAAUCAGCUUUCAGCUUGGGCCAAGUGGCACCGGCGCUUUACACGCCCCUGUUGGUGAAGCACUUUUAAGUGAGUUCACAUAGAGAUAAACGUGUGAGAGAGAUGUACGGUGACGAAGGGAAGAUGCUUUGAUUAUUUUGUCAUGUUCCGAGGAAGAAAAGGAAUCAUGUUGAUGGGGGGGCACACUGAUCACCUAAAUUGUAACCAUGGCAAUACAUUUAAAAAAAAUGAAAAAUCCAGGCUUGUUAUCAGAUAGUCAGGAAUGAGUCGCAUUGUUGUUCUGGUGAUGGGGGGAUGGGGGUGGUGCCCAGGGGCUCCUCCUACUGGUGGACCAGGGGACUGGCAGGUGCAUCCAGGUGGAACUGGGCUCCUCACGUUUAUCAACCCCAGCCUGAACUUCACUGCCUCACUGUAAGCUUGUACCUUUAUAUUUGUGUUUACCCCCCUCCCCUUACCCACUGCCUGACCCACCCCCCCAUGCCAUGUCCUGCCUCGGGAGAUACAGGCAAUUGCAGUAUGAA
This is a messenger RNA of Paramormyrops kingsleyae, 6384 nucleotides long. Lineage: Eukaryota; Metazoa; Chordata; Actinopteri; Osteoglossiformes; Mormyridae. The record is from RefSeq and is a predicted model, not a curated record.